This is a messenger RNA of Staurois parvus, 765 nucleotides long. The record is from the annotation of a GenBank genome assembly. Lineage: Eukaryota; Metazoa; Chordata; Amphibia; Anura; Ranidae.
AUGAAGAGCCCAGGGAAUGGAGGAAGUGACGGUGGCCAGGCCGGCCCAGGCUGUGCAUCUUCAGCGGACAUCACAGACAACAGUGACUAUGUCCAGCUGAAGGUUCCUCUCAUCCAGCAGUCCUAUCAUUGGGAUUGUGGCUUGGCGUGUGCGCGGAUGGUACUACAAUAUCUUAAUCUGCUUCAUGAGGAUGAGUUUUUCCAGAAUGCAAUGAAGGAGCUUCAACUCACAAAAAGUAUUUGGACAAUUGACUUGGCGUAUCUUAUGCACCACUUUGGGGUACAACACCGGUUCUGCACGCAGACACUGGGUGUAGACAAAGGAUACAAGACUCAAUCUUUCUACAGAAAGCACUUUGAUGCAGAGGAGAAUAGAGUAAACCAGCUAUUUGCCCAAGCCAAAACUCGUGGUGUCAAUGUGGAGAAAAGGUGUGUUACAAUACAGGAGCUGCAAAAACACCUUUCCCAGGGACAUGUGGCCAUAGUACUAGUGAAUGCUGUUCUGCUGUUGUGUGAUCUGUGUCCCAGUCGUGUUAAAUACUGCUGUUUUCUCCCAAUUGGGCAGAAAUGUUUCUGCAGAAACAGUGAUUACCAAGGCCACUUUAUAGUACUUAGUGGUUACAACAAAAGCUCUGGCAGUCUUUUCUACAACAAUCCAGGAUAUGCUGACCCAGGAUUGUGUCGAACAAGCAUCACUAACUUUGAAGAAGCUCGAAGCAGCUAUGGCACAGAUGAGGACGUUCUGUUAAUCUUUAUGGGCAGCUGA